This is a messenger RNA of Rana temporaria (common frog), 3036 nucleotides long. Its product is annotated as zinc finger MYM-type protein 1-like. NCBI's taxonomy places the organism in Eukaryota, Metazoa, Chordata, Amphibia, Anura, Ranidae. The coding region runs from base 95 to 2785 and encodes 896 amino acids. Gene Ontology annotation, molecular function: protein dimerization activity. The record is from RefSeq and is a predicted model, not a curated record. The transcript is spliced from 2 exons.
UGCUAUCAACAAAAAUAGAGCGACAAUUUUGAAAAAAAAACAAACAAUAUUUUUCACUUUCUGAAACAGAUCAUUUGUUUGUAACCAUACUUAAAUGGCCUAUCUUUUACAUGCAUAUGUAUUUUUUAUUGUAUUGUGUUGCAGCAUUAUGGGUCCUAAAAAAUUGUCAGGUGCUCAGAAUAGAAAACGGAAGGCCCUUAUGAAUUUGGAGGACCAGAAGAGUGCUGGAGCAAUAAAAAAAUAUUUUGGAACACCAGCAGCUAGUGGCUUACAAACCACAGAAGAAAAAGGUGAAGAAAGCUGCAGUGGCCAAAGUGAUGACCAUGUGCAUGUUCAGCUCAGUGAGCCUUCACCAUUAAAAACAUCCUUGGAAGAAGAGGAUGCGAAUACAUCUUCUAGCCCUAUGGUUUUUGAUGAAAUCACUGAAAAAAGAAAAGAUCGGGAAAGCUGCAGUAGCCAAAGUGAUGUACAUCUUCAGCUUAGUGAUCCUUCAACAUCAAGGACAUCUUUGGAAGAAGAGGAUGCUAAUACACCUUCUGGCCAAGUGUCUUCUGAUGAAACAAACACAUGUGAAAAAUCAAGCUUCACAGAUCCUGCUUUGUGGCCAAAAUUGAUUUCUAAGAAUAUUGAUAGCAUUUUAGAGGUUGGUCCUGUACAGGUGCAAGAUGUUGAUUUUAAAAAAGAUGCCUAUAAUAGGCAUUUUUCUUCAGCAUUCUACAAAAGGAAAUUAGACAGUGGUGAAGAGCAAAAACGACGAUGGUUGGUAUACUCCUCAUCUGCCAAUAAAGUAUUCUGUUUCUCUUGUAAAUUAUUCGAUAAGAAUCCUAAAACAUUGCUUGCCCUUGGAGGAUCAGAUGACUGGGCACAUAUGUCAAGUAUGUUGAAAUCGCAUGAAACCUCCAGUGGUCAUUUUACAGCCCAGCAGAUGUGGCAUGAAACACAAAUGAGACUGAAAUCAAAACAAGCGAUCGAUCAAAACUAUCAAAAUCUCAUGAGCCGUGAAAGGCAACACUGGAGAUCUGUGAUGGAGAGGCUGUUAAGCAUUGUCCAGUUUUUAGCAGAGCGUAAUCUGGCCUUCAGAGGAUCUUCAGAUCGACUUUUUACAUCCAAUAAUGGAAAUUUUUUAGGUCUCGUAGAACUAUUAGGAAAAUAUGACAGUGUGAUGGCAGAACACUUACACAGGGUGGUAUCAAAAAAAACUGCAGACCACUACUGCGGAAAAAACAUUCAAAAUGAAAUAAUAAAUCUUAUGGCGAAACAGGUAAUUGAGGACAUUUUACAACGCUGCAGAAAUGCUAAAUAUUUCUCCAUUAUUCUUGACUGCACUCCAGAUAUUAGCCAUAAGGAGCAAAUGUCUUUUACUAUUCGAUUUUUGGAAGACGUUUCUGGAAAUUUUCAAGUAAAGGAACAUUUCCUUGGGUUCAAUAAAGUAGAGGACACAACUGGAAAAGGAUUAAGUGAUUUCCUCCUUGAAUUUCUUUCAGGAAAAAAUUUGGAUAUCGAUAAUUGUCGUGGACAGGGUUAUGACAAUGGAGCCAAUAUGGCAGGAAAAAACAACGGAGUUCAAUCCAAAAUUCUAAACUUAAACCCAAGAGCAGUAUUUGUACCAUGUGGCUGUCAUUGUCUCAAUCUUGUAAUUGGAGAUGCAGUACGCUCAUGCAAGGAAUCAAUGCAACUAUUUGGUAUCAUUCAGCGCCUUUAUGUUCUAUUCUCAGGAUCAGUAAAGAGAUGGAAAAUUUUGACUGACCAUGUUUCUGGCCUCACUUUAAAACCUUUGUGCACCACACGGUGGGAAUGCCGUAUAAAUUGUCUUAAACCACUAAGACAUAAUCUAGGCGAAAUACAAGAAGCAUUGAUUGUUUUGUCUGAGGAAACCCACACUGAACCGAACAUUUGUCAUGAGGCUAACACACUAGCUCAGCAGAUUGUGGAGUUCAAAUUCAUCAUGUCAUUGUGUUUUUGGUAUGAGAUAUUGUACCAAGUUAAUAUUGUGAGCAAAGCUAUGCAGAAUGAGACUGCUGAUAUAAUUUUAGUCUCAGACCUAAUCCAGAAAUGUCACAAUUUUUUAAUAAAUUUCAGAGAGUCUGGAUUUGAAAGGUCCUUUCAAAUUGCAAAGGAACUAGCAGAAAAAGUGAAUGUGGAGCCUGUUUUUGAAAAGUCUUCUCGUAUUCGCAGAAAAAAAGCCUUGUUUGAAUACGAAAGCCAAGAUGAACCUUUAACAGAUCCCACGGAGAAAUUUAAGAUUGAUUUUUUUUAUGUUUUGGUUGAUACUGCUACUAAAUCUUUGGAGGAGCGUUUUACUCAGAUGGAACGACACAACAAAGUAUGGAGAUUUCUAUACAACAUGAAACAACUUCCAGCAAGAGAAAACUUAAGGGACUGUUGCCUGCAGUUACAGAAGGCAUUAGAGAAGAGCAGCCAAUCAGACAUUAAUGGUCUAGAUCUUUCAGAAGAGCUUUGGCAUAUUCAAAGCCUACUACCUCAAGAUGUCACAGCACCCCGCCAUACACUCAAUUUCAUAGUGAGAAAUGGCCUGACUGACACAUUUCCAAACAUGUGGACAGCAUUUCGGAUUCUCUUAACAAUUCCGGUUUCUGUGGCAUCAGGAGAACGCAGCUUUUCCAAGUUAAAACUUAUUAAAACUUAUCUGAGAUCAUCAAUGACUGAUGACAGACUAACCUCUUUAUCAGUCUUAUCAAUUGAAAGUGAUGUAUUGAAGACAUUGGACAUGAACAACGUGAUUGAUGAGUUUGCAAAGGGAAAAGCACGUAAAGUUGCAUUUUGAACACACAUUUACCCCUUUACACUGGAACGUUAUUCGAGCGUUCUUGAGGCGUUAUUCGAGCAUUAUUCAAACGUUAUUUGAGGUUAUUUGAGCGUUUAUUGAGGCGUUAUUCAAGCAUUAUUCAAACGUUAUUCGAGUGUUAUUCAAACGUUAUUUGAGCAUUUAUUUGAGGUUAUUUGAGCGUUAUUGAGGCGUUAUUCGAGCAAAGCCUCAUCUGCAAUCCCAAUGUGCUGGUAAAGCACCGCUAAAAC